Messenger RNA from Symphalangus syndactylus (siamang), 4997 nucleotides. It is a transcript of the gene POP1, whose product is annotated as POP1 ribonuclease P/MRP subunit. Gene Ontology annotation, biological process: tRNA 5'-leader removal. Lineage: Eukaryota; Metazoa; Chordata; Mammalia; Primates; Hylobatidae. The record is from RefSeq and is a predicted model, not a curated record. Gene Ontology annotation, cellular component: nucleolar ribonuclease P complex; ribonuclease MRP complex.
CUUUGGCUCGGUGGGUACUGUAGCGGAGGCUUGUCAUUCUGACUCGGGGAGUCUUCAGAGCGUCUGGCAGAUGGAGACUCGCUCUGUUGCCCAGCUUGGAGUGCAGUGGUGUGAUCUCGGCUCAAUGCAACCUCCACCUCCUGGUUUCAAGUGAUUCUCCUGUCUCAGCCUCCCAAGUAGCUGGGACUACAGUAGAGACGGAGUUUCACCGUGUUAGCCAAGAUGGUCUCGAUCUCCUGACCUCGUGAUCCACCCACCUCGGCCUACCAAAGUGCUGGGAUUACAGGCGUGAGCCACUGCACCCGGCCCACCCAACUAAUUUUUGUAUUUCUAGUAGAGAUGGCGUUUCACCAUGGUGGCCAGAAAUGUCUAAUGCAAAAGAAAGAAAACAUGCCAAGAAAAUGAGAAACCAGCCCACCAAUGUGACUCUGUCCUCUGGCUUUGUGGCUGACAGAGGCGUAAAGCACCACAAUGGAGGUGAAAAACCUUUCCAAGCUCAAAAACAAGAGCCUCAUCCUGGAACUUCACGACAGCGGCAAACCAGAGUCAACCCCCAUUCUCUGCCUGACCCUGAAGUGAAUGAGCAGUCUUCCUCCAAAGGGAUGUUUAGAAAAAAGGGAGGAUGGAAAGCAGGUCCCGAGGGCACGUCUCAGGAGAUCCCCAAGUAUAUAACUGCUUCUACUUUUGCUCAAGCACGAGCUGCUGAAAUCAGCGCUAUGUUAAAAGCUGUGACCCAGACGUCUUCGAAUUCACUGGUUUUUCAGACUCUGCCACGGCACAUGCGACGAAGAGCCAUGAGCCACAACGUCAAACGCCUUCCCAGACGGUUACAGGAGAUUGCCCAGAAAGAGGUGGAGAAAGCCGUACAUCAGAAAAAAGAACAUUCAAAAAAUAAAUGCCAUAAAGCUCGAAGAUGUCACAUGAACCGGACGCUAGAAUUUAACCGUAGACAAAAGAAGAACAUUUGGUUAGAAACUCACAUCUGGCAUGCCAAGCGGUUUCACAUGGUCAAGAAGUGGGGCUACUGCCUUGGGGAGAGGCCAACAGUGAAGAGCCACAGAGCCUGCUAUCGAGCCAUGACGAACCGGUGCCUCCUGCAGGAUUUAUCCUAUUACUGUUGUUUGGAGUUAAAAGGCAAAGAGGAAGAAAUACUAAAGGCACUUUCUGGAAUGUGUAGCAUAGACACAGGGCUGACGUUUGCAGCAGUUCACUGCUUGUCUGGAAAGCGCCAAGGGAGCAUUGUGCUUUAUCGGGCGAAUAAAUAUCCCAGAGAAGUGCUUGGGCCUGUUACGUUUAUCUGGAAGUCCCAGAGGACCCUGGGUGACACUUCUGAGAGCAGGCAGCUGUGGAUCUGGCUACAUCCAACCCUUAAACAGGAUAUCUUAGAGGAAAUAAAAGCAGCAUGCCAGUGCGUGGAACCCAUCAAAUCAGCUGUCUGCAUCGCUGACCUACUUCCGACACCAUCCCAAGAAAAAAGCCAAACUGAAUUGCCUGAUGAGAAAAUUGGCAAGAAAAGAAAAAGGAAAGAUGAUGGAGAAAAUGCUAAACCAAUUAAAAAAAUUAUCGGUGAUGGAACUAGAGAUCUGUGUCUACCAUACUCUUGGAUCUCUCCAACCACAGGCAUUAUAAUCAGCGAUUUGACGAUGGAGAUGAACAGAUUCCGGCUGAUUGGGCCACUUUCCCACUCCAUCCUAACUGAAGCAAUAAAAGCUGCUUCUGUCCACACUGUAAGGGUGGGAGAGGACACAGAGGAGACACCUCACCGCUGGUGGAUAGAAACCUGUAAGAAACCUGACAGCGUUUCCCUUCAUUGCAGACAAGAAGCCAUUUUCGAGUUGUUGGGAGGAAUAACAUCACCAGCAGAAAUUCCGGCAGGUACUAUUCUGGGACUGACAGUUGGGGAUCCUCGAAUAAAUUUGCCCCAAAAGAAGUCUAAAGCUUUGCCCAAUCCAGAAAAAUGCCAAGAUAAUGAGAAAGUUAGACAGCUGCUUCUGGAGGGUGUGCCUGUGGAAUGUACGCAUAGCUUUAUCUGGAACCAAGAUAUCUGUAAGAGUGUCACAGAGAAUAAAAUCUCGGAUCAGGAUUUAAACCGGAUGAGGAGUGAAUUGCUGGUGCCUGGGUCACAGCUUAUUUUAGGUCCCCAUGAAUCCAAGAUACCUAUACUUUUGAUUCAGCAGCCAGGAAAAGUGACUGGUGAAGACCGACUAGGCUGGGGAAGUGGCUGGGAUGUCCUACUCCCAAAGGGCUGGGGCAUGGCUUUCUGGAUUCCAUUUAUUUAUCGAGGUGUGAGAGUCGGAGGGUUGAAAGAGUCUGCAGUGCAUUCUCAGUAUAAGAGGUCUCCUAAUGUCCCAGGCGAUUUUCCAGACUGCCCUGCCGGGAUGCUGUUUGCGGAAGAGCAAGCUAAGAAUCUUCUUGAAAAGUACAAAAGACGCCCUCCUGCAAAACGGCCCAACUACGUUAAGCUUGGCACUCUGGCACCUUUCUGCUGUCCCUGGGAGCAGUUAACUCAAGACUGGGAGUCUAGAGGCCAGGCCCACGAAGAACCUUCUGUAGCUUCAUCUCCAAAUGGUAAGGAGAGUAACCUAAGAAGAUCUGAGGUGCCUCGUGCUCCUAUGCCUAAAAAAACUCAUCAGCCAUCUGAUGAAGUGGGCACAUCCAUAGAGCACCCCAGGGAGGCAGAGGAGGUAAUGGAUGCAGGGUGUCAAGAAUCGGCAGGGCCUGAGAGCAUCACAGACCAGGAGGCCAGUGAAAACCAUGUUGCUGCCAUGGGGAGUCAACUCUGCGUUCUCAGGAGUAGAAAAUUACUGAAGCAACUGUCAGCCUGGUGUGGGCCCAGUUCUGAGGACAGUCGGGGAGCCCGGCGAGCUCCUGGCAGAGGCCAGCAAGGACUGACCAGAGAGGCCUGCCUGUCCAUCUUGGGCCACUUCCCCAGGGCCCUGGUUUGGGUCAGCCUGUCCCUGCUCAGCAAGGGCAGCCCCGAGCCUCACACCAUGAUCUGCGUCCCAGCCAAGGAGGACGUCCUCCAGCUCCGUGAGGACUGGCAUUACUGUGGGCCCCAGGAAUCCAAACACAGUGACCCAUUCAGGAGCCAGAUCCUGAAACAGAAAGAGAAGAAGAAAAGGGAGAAGAGGCAGAAGCUGGGACUUGCCUCUUCUGAUGGCCCAGCGGGGGAAGAGCCCGUGGCUGGGCAGGAAGCUCUGACUCUGGGGCUGUGGUCAGGCCCUCUGCCGUGUGUGACGUUGCACUGCUCCAGAACUCUCCUAGGCUUUGUGACUCAGGGAGAUUUUUCCAUGGCUGUUGGCUGUGGAGAAGCCCUGGGAUUUGUUAGCUUGACAGGCUUGCUGGAUAUGCUGUCCAGCCAGCCGGCAGCGCAGAGGGGCUUAGUGCUACUGAGGCCUCCCGCCUCUCUGCAGUAUCGAUUUGCGAGGAUUGCUAUUGAGGUGUGAAUGCAUGCUUAUAUCCCAGCAGGGCAUAGAUAAUACGUUAUUAUUGUCUGCCAAGUUCCACAUGUGGAGAAUCUGCUUCUGCUUUAAAAUAUCAUGUGAAACUCCUUGGAAACAAGAAUAAAAAAUUAUGUAUUAUGCAGAUGAUGAAAUGUUCACAUCAUUCCAGUAAUGUCAUUGAUUUUCAUCUUUCCCUGUCCUUGCUGUAAUAUUUUUAAAUUAUUUGGCCAAAAGCUUUGUGUUAUGAUCUCUUGGUCUGUGUAGUUGUGGCUGAAAAUAAUUAGAAGCUCUACGAGUUAUCAUCCUCUUUUUUUGUUAGAAACAAAGGGCUUGUCAGGUCUAUUUGAAAAACCUCGUAGUCAUGUGAUAAGCAACAAUAGUAUGUUUAAUGAUUUCACUGUUAUAGCAGAAGACAAGACAAGACGCUUGGUCUCUGUACAUGAAAUAUGGGCUCCUGAUGGACCACAUUCAAUUCUGUACUGUGAUUACCAUGCCGAACAACUCAAGCCUUAAAGAGAUAAAUCAUGGACAACUGAUUGCUGCCUGUUUUCAGGCAGGCACAGUUUAUGGUGUCAGUGCUAGGCUGGAAUUAGAAAGGGGGGGUCUAUGACGUGGACUUCUUGACUCUUUGAUCUCUUUGUUGUUGACCUACAAAGUUACUUAAUUUUUUUAAGUAAAAAAUUAUUAUUUUGUUUCUGCAAAGAAUUUCUCAAAGCCAUAGAGGAGCAUUUCUCAGAAUACGUUCUAUGAUAUGUGUCACCUAAAAACAUAAGAGAUUCCAAGGUCAGGUUGAUAUGGAAACUCUGGGUUAAAUAAAGUUAAGCAUUUCUUUAUGAAAGGACUUCUGGAAACUUCCAUGUGAUAAUGUGCAUUGCAGAUCUCUAGGAAGGAAAUGAUAGUGUAUAGUAUUUUCUAAAUACUUGUGAUUCCUAAAGUUCUCUUACAAGGAGCCCUUUGUAGGACCCGUGUUCUUAGGAGCACGCUUUGGGCAGUGUGGCUGUGUAGUGCAUAGCUACCUCUGCAAGGUGAUAACUAAGCCAGCAAGCUGCCUUUCAACACUCAUGCAGUCACGUUGUCCACCUGAGAUUCUCAACAGGGUAUAAAAGGAAGGUCUCAUCUUGCCCCACAGGAAGAGUGGGGCUCAGUGUGGCUUUUUUCCACGUAUGGAGAAACGCAGUGCUCAUCUACUUUUAGUUGCCACAUAUGGCUCACUCAUAGACUUGGUCCUUACCUUUCCUGCUGUAACUUUCUAGAAGAGCUUAAGUGGGAUUUUUUUUUCUAAAAAAUGUAAAUGUGCAGUUAGGCAUUAUUUUAUGUAAAUGCAUUGGGUUUUUACUGUAGCGUUUGGCAGUAAUUGGCUUUGGGGGUGAUGAGGUGGGGAAGGAUAUGGCAGGUGGUACAGUAGUCAGGAAGUACCUGCCACCAAUGAGAUGUCUGAUGCUUUGCCUCUCACCAUGCCUCUGAAUGUCUUUGGAUCCAACCCAGAUGAGACCGAAAAAAAAACAGUGUAACUAAGUGGCAUCUGUAAACAGAAUAAAUGAAAAUGUCACCUGA